AAGUUAAUAAUUAAAUCAAUCAAAUCAAAAGGAAGAAAACUUCCCAUUUUCACGAAAAGGUCGUAGUAAUCUAGCAGCAUCCAUGGAUAUUGAUGACGGGCCUGAGCCAAGCUGCUCAAAGCGUAGCAACGGGAAUGAUCCAGCCGAUGACAAGGAUAACGAGAUGAGCGUUAAGCGCAGCCGCCCCGACGAUUCGAAUGAAUCCGUGUCCCUGCCUGCCGCUCCAGUUACUGGAGUGCAGGUCAGCGCAUUGGAUUACGAGAUGCAGCCCAGCAGCGCUGCUGCCGCCACAGGAAUAAUGGCGGAGGCAGAGUCACAGCCGCAGGAGCAGCAGCAGGAGCAGCAGCAGGAGCAGCCGCAGGAGCAGCAGCAGCAGCAGGAGCAGCCGCAGCAGCCGGCUCCGUUGCCGCAGCAGGCUCUGUUGCCGCAGCAGGCUCCGUUGCCGGAGCAGGGUCCGUAUCUGCAGCAGGAGCCAUAUCCGCUGGGGCUGCCGUAUUCCAUUGUCCGUUGCCCAGUACAUCCGAAUCGCGUAUAUGUGUUUCACUGGGCUUGUCUUCGUCAUCUUGCCUACAAUAUGCCGUUUAAUGAUAAAUAUCAUGGACGUGACCUCUAAACAUAUCCUCUCGAAAGAAAAACUGCCAGAAACACGUGGACCAAUAACAAAUCUACAAACCAAAGAGGGAGUAAAAAUAGCAAACGGGCAACGAUGAACUAACUUCAAAAGUCAAUCAAAAAAUAUAUAAAUUUGUAUGUAUUCCACAAGGAAUUAUAUCCAUUAAAGAAAAAAAAAACAAAAUUGUACCUCUACUUAAUAUGCAAACAUCAAUAAAUU
Molecule: messenger RNA, 832 nt
Organism: Drosophila persimilis
Lineage: Eukaryota; Metazoa; Arthropoda; Insecta; Diptera; Drosophilidae
Product: protein FAM170B
Exons: 2
Coding region: 83-613 (176 amino acids)
Source: RefSeq, a predicted model, not a curated record